This is a messenger RNA of Phytophthora nicotianae INRA-310, 426 nucleotides long. RefSeq lists its product as hypothetical. Bases 1 to 426 code for a protein of 141 amino acids. Lineage: Eukaryota; Oomycota; Peronosporomycetes; Peronosporales; Peronosporaceae. The transcript is spliced from 2 exons. The record is from RefSeq and is a predicted model, not a curated record.
AUGGCUGUAGCCUGCACAUUGAGACUGAUUAUCGGCGCUGGUCUCAUCUUAUACCCGCUAGACCACGAGCGCGAGCCCUGGCUCGAGUUGUGGCCCACCUGGUAUGGAAGCGUAUGGACAUCCGAACGUGGAAAUCGUUGUGGAACACCUGCGGCAGCGGCGAAUCAACUCCAGCUCGUGCUUGGGCUGGGGAGAGAGACGCUUCUAAGUGCGCGUGUGCGAGGCGGCGGGUGUGAAGAAUCACUGGAACUGCUGCAGGAGGUGUUCAUGCAGGUGGAUGUGGAGGGCAUUUUCUCGGUGCAGUUCGAGAUGGAAGUGAAAAUCCACAGCGGCACCGGUACUCGAGCAGCGUGCCAUGACGCGAGUCGAUGCAUUCGCAUUGUUGCAGAAAAGAGUGACCUUUCGCUAUACAAUAUGGGAGGUUAA